AUGGCUUCACUUGCAAAGGGUCGGCCUUCGCGUCGCUCUGCUUCCCGAAAGAGCUAUGUUGUCGAAGAAACUUCCGAAUCAGAGGAUGCUGGGAAUGUUACGCCCACGGCUUCAACACAGACUGAUGACGACGAAGAUGAAUCCGAAGAACAGGACUAUACCCCGGUACCCAAGAAGGCGAAACGAGUGUCGCGGAGCUCUAUGAAGCUCGAACCAACUACGCCUUCCACUGUGCGACCGGCGCGCAGGUCUCGGCCAUCAGUCGCGGCGUCAGUCGCAGACGAAUCCGACGCAUCGCAGGUUACCGAUACGGACGAAAAUAACGAGAACGAAGAAAGAGCUAGCAUUGUCUCGGUUGAGGCUGACCCCGAGUCUCCCUCCAACAAUGCAGCAUUGAAAAGAAAAAGUGUCGAGGCUGUGGAGGCGGACCCGAGUUCCCCCUCCACCCAGGCUGCUUUGAAAAAACAUAGUAUGGCUCACCCCCGCAAGAGUCGUGGCUCAAUUACACCUAAACCGGCCAAGGACUCACUUCCCACUCCAGAGCCGUCCGCGUCGCCAGAGUCCGAAGUGCGGGCUCAUCGGGAAAGCGUACCGCCUCUUUCCGACAUCACCGAGUCCGCCGUUAACCAAUCGCAAUCGCCAUCGAAACAACCGGAGGAGCCCAAGUCCCAGGUUUCAUAUAUCAAUCCCAACUCUACUGUGCUCGAAAAACCCAUGGAUAUUGUAAUGAAGUCAAGGAAUAUGGCUGCUCCCACCGUAGAGGAGCCCGCUGAGGCCAAGCCUCGAAUGAUCAUCCAAAACUUGAUUCUCACCAACUUCAAGAGUUACGCAGGAAAACAAGUUGUUGGUCCUUUCCAUGCUUCAUUCUCAUCAGUGGUUGGACCGAACGGCUCGGGCAAGUCCAACGUUAUUGAUUCCCUUCUCUUUGUGUUUGGCUUCCGUGCUAGCAAGAUGCGACAGGGCAAAAUCUCGGCGUUGAUCCACAACUCUGCUGAACACCCCAACCUACCAUUCUGCGAAGUAGAGGUCCACUUUGAGCAAGUUCUCGACCUUCCUGACGGCGGCCACGAAGUCAUCGAAGAUUCCCAACUGAUCGUCUCUCGACGCGCAUUCAAGAACAACAGCAGCAAAUAUUAUAUGAACAAGAAGGAGACAAAUUUCACCGCUGUCACCACCUUUCUCCGUGAUCGCGGCAUUGAUCUCGACCACAAGCGUUUCUUAAUUCUGCAGGGUGAAGUCGAGUCAAUUGCUCAGAUGAAAGCUAAGGCCAGCAACGAACACGACGAAGGUCUCCUUGAAUAUCUUGAAGAUAUUAUUGGAACCUCCAAGUAUAAGACACCGAUUGAUGAAGCCGCCACUGAGCUUGAGACCUUGAAUGACGUCUGUGCCGAGAAGAACAACCGCGUGCAGCACGUUGAGAAGGAGAAGACUGCGCUGGUAGAUAAGAAAGACAAGGCACUUGCUUAUCUUCGCGACGAGAACGAACUCUCUGAGAAGCAAUCCGCGCUCUAUCAGAUAUACAUUGAUGAGUGUGUCGACAACGUUCGUGUGACCGAAGAGGCUAUUCUUCAGAUGCAAGAACUCUUGAACAUGGAGCUUGAGAAGCACGAAGGAAAUGAAUCCGGCAUCAAAGAGCUCGAGAAGCAAUACAAGCGUGGUGUUCGGGAAUACGAGUUGAUGGAGAAAGAUGUCCAAGGAUUGUUGAAAGAAAUGGCUAAGUACGACAAGGAAUCCGUCAAGUUCGAAGAGAAAAAGAAAUUCUUGGUCGGCAAGCAAAAGAAACUCGAGAAAACCAUGCAGACCAGCAGGCUUGCUGCUUCUGAGUGCCAGAGCUUGGUUGAGAAGUUCACCGACGACAUUGAGAGGAAAUCUGGCGAGACCACUGAGCUAGAGCAGGAGAUGCAAGUAGAGGAGGAGGAGUUGAACUCUAUUCGUGAGAGCCUGAAAGGAAAGACCCAGGGUCUUUCAGACCAGAUCUCCGCCAAGCAAAAGUCCUUAGAGCCUUGGAACGAACAGAUCAACAAGAAACAAUCCGCGGUUGCCGUGGCACAGAGUGAACUCGAUAUUUUGCGCGAGAGAAGCAACGCCGGCGCCGUCUUGCUCGAAGAGGCCCAUGGCAAGAUCGCUUCGAUCGAAGAAACUCUACAGACUAAGCAAACUGAUCUUGAAGAACGCCAAGCUCAGAAGGAGACCUUGGAAGCUGAAGUUCAAAAAUUGCAGCAUGAUUUGAAGAAGUAUGUUGCUCGCGAGCCUGAAGUUCGUGCGCAUGUUUCCAGUGCUCGUCAAAAGGCCGAUGAAGCACGAGCAAGUCUUGCAAGCACCCAAAAUCGAGGCAGCGUUCUGACAGGAUUAAUGCGACUCAAGGAAUCUGGUCGUAUCGAUGGUUUCCACGGCCGCCUCGGUAACUUGGGUACUAUCGACGAGCAGUACGAUGUUGCCAUUUCCACCGCCUGCCCAGCUCUCGACAAUAUGGUAGUAGAAACAGUGGAGGUUGGUCAACACUGUAUUGACUAUCUUCGCAAAAAUAACCUUGGCCGAGCCAACUUCAUUCUCUUGGAUCGCCUCCCUCGCCGUGACAUGUCAACUAUCUACACACCCGAGAGUGUUCCUCGUCUGUUUGAUCUUGUUAAGCCCAAGGAUCCAAAGUUUGCACCGGCCUUCUACAGUGUUAUGCAAAACACCCUCGUUGCCAAAGAUCUUGAACAAGCAAACAGAAUUGCCUACGGUGCUCGUCGAUGGCGUGUUGUGACAUUGGACGGACAAUUAAUUGAUGUAUCAGGAACCAUGAGUGGUGGCGGUACUCGUGUCGCGCGUGGUGGUAUGUCUUCGAAGCAAGUCGCAGACACCACAAAAGAGCAAGUUGGCCGCCUGGAAACCGAUCUGGAGGAAUUGGAACGCAAGUUCCAAACAUUUUCAGACAAGCAACGAAAUGUCGAAUCUCAAAUACGCGACAAGACCGAUGAAAUCCCGCGCGUCGAGACCAAGAUCCAAAAGAUCAUGAUUGAGAUCGAUAGUGCCAAGCGCAGUCUUGCAGAUGCUCAGCGACGCAUCACAGAGAUCAGUGCCGAGCAUAAGCCAUCUAAGUCUGAUGAAACCCAGGCCACCGCGCUGGAGGAGCAAAUUGAGGCUAUCAACAAUGAGAUCGAAGACCUCAACAGCCAAAAGAGCGGCAUUGAAGAAGAGAUCCAGACCUUGCAGAGCAAGAUUAUGGAAGUCGGUGGUGUACGUCUGCGUGGGCAGAGAGCCAAGGUCGAUGGCCUGAAAGAGCAAAUCAGCCUGCUGUCUGACGAAAUCUCCAACGCAGAAGUGCAGAAGUCUAAGAACGAGAAGCUUAUCACUAAACACACCAAAGCUCGUGACGGGUCUGAAAAGGAGAUCGGUCAGAUCACUAAUGAUUUAGAGAAAUUGGAGGCAGAUGUUGAAAACCAGACGACUGAGUCUUCUGGCUGGAGAGAGAAAGCCGAUGAGGCCCAAGAGGCUCUCGAGACGAAGAAGGAGGACUUGAAGACCCUUAAGGAGAACCUUGACCAAAAGGUGGCUGAACUCAAUGAGACUCGGGCCACUGAGAUCGAAAUGAAAAACAAGCUAGAGGAGAACCAGAAAGCCUUGGCCGAAAACCAGAAGCGCAGCCGCUACUGGGAAGAGAAGCUCUCCAAAUUGUCCUUGCAGAACGUUAGUGACUUGGGCGAAGAGCAAGAGUCUACGGAGCUCCAGACGUACACCAAGGACGAGCUUGAUGCGAUGAACAAGGAGUCUCUGAAAGCGGUGAUCGUUACGCUGGAGGAGAAGGUUCAGAAUGCCUCUGUUGAUCUCGCAGUCAUUGAAGAGUACCGUCGUCGAUCUGCCGAGCAUGAAGCCCGGUCCGCAGACUUGAACACUGCUUUAACAACCCGUGAUAGUGCCAAGGCUCGCCUGGAUGGCCUUCGAUCCGCUCGAUUGAAUGGCUUCAUGGAAGGAUUUGGUAUCAUCUCCCUUCGUCUCAAGGAAAUGUACCAAAUGAUCACCAUGGGUGGUAAUGCCGAAUUGGAACUCGUCGACUCUUUGGAUCCUUUCUCAGAGGGUAUCCUUUUCUCCGUCAUGCCACCCAAAAAGAGCUGGAAGAACAUUGGUAACCUGUCUGGUGGUGAAAAGACAUUGUCCAGUCUGGCAUUGGUGUUUGCUCUGCACCACUAUAAACCUACUCCGCUCUAUGUCAUGGACGAAAUUGAUGCUGCCCUUGAUUUCCGAAACGUUUCUAUUGUUGCCUCAUACAUUAAGGAGCGAACAAAGAACGCCCAAUUUAUUGUCAUUUCUCUGAGAAACAAUAUGUUCGAACUUGCUUCUAGACUUGUUGGUGUUUACAAGGUCAACCAUAUGACCAAGAGUGUCACGAUCGAGAACAGAGACUAUAUUGAGGGUCGGUAA
This is a messenger RNA of Penicillium angulare, 4404 nucleotides long. It is a transcript of the gene smc4, whose product is annotated as condensin subunit SMC4. Lineage: Eukaryota; Fungi; Ascomycota; Eurotiomycetes; Eurotiales; Aspergillaceae. Gene Ontology annotation, biological process: mitotic chromosome condensation. Gene Ontology annotation, cellular component: chromosome. The transcript is spliced from 4 exons. Gene Ontology annotation, molecular function: ATP binding; ATP hydrolysis activity; protein binding. The record is from RefSeq and is a predicted model, not a curated record. The coding region runs from base 1 to 4404 and encodes 1467 amino acids.